AUUUAAGGUAGCGGUUUCCAUAGCUUUCAGUAACGAGUGCAUUUCUUGAUUACUGUUAAUGUUCCCUUUUACGAGUUAUGGACUGUCGCAUAGGCGGCAUUCUUUUUUCAUCAAACUUCGACUCGGGAAAUCUAGCUCGUGUCGAGAAAGUCCUACGUGACCCAGAUGAACCUCCAUCAUUAUCACUUCAGUCUAAUUCAAAACAACAACAGCAACUAGUUCAGAAAGCCACUAAUAAAGUCAACAGUAAUAUUUUUGGAAAUUUCGCAAUAGCUGACGUUCGAGCUGAUUACGAGUUCAGGAUGUGGAUUAAACCGGACUGCGCUGGCACUGCAUAUGCGAAUGGGAAUCGGACAUGGUUUUAUUUUUCUAUGCGCGGGUACAGUCCUGGGAAGAUUAUGCGGGCUACUAUAAUGAAUAUGAAUAAGCAAUCGAAAAUUUAUAGUCAAGGCUUUUCCCCGGUUUAUCGCGUCUGCAGUCCAUCAGUAGCUCAGUCUAGGUGGCAACGUAUACGUGAUAAGCCUUUUUGGGAACUAGUCAAUGGACAAUUUCUUUUAACAUUUAUACAUCGAUUCCAGGACCCACGUGGGAGUAUUACGUAUUUUGCAUUUUGUUAUCCAUGGACAUAUAAUGAAAUGCAAACACAAUUAAAUAAAUUAGAUAGCAUAUUUCAUUACAAUAAAAAUGAAAACGUUAAUGUAAAUAGUAAAAGUUUAUGCAAUAAAUAUAAUACGAUGAAGUUGAGUCAAAUAAGCAAUAAUGAUAAAUCUGAAGAUACUUGCAAAAGUUCACCAGAAUUUUUGACAUCAGCGAAUAUGAAUAAAACAAAAAUGAAUAAUGGUACCGUUGAUAUUACUCUGACUUCAUUUGCUCUAUCUUCCUCCCUUUCCUCCUCCUCCUCCUCCUCCUCAUCAUCAUCAUCAUCAUCAUCAUUAUCAUCAUCACCUUCUUCCUCAUCAUAUGAUCCAAAAUGUUUCCCAGAAAAUGAUUUAUUUGAUAAGAUUUAUUUUCAUAGAGAAUUACUUUGUUAUAGUUUAGAAGGAAGAAGAAUUGAAUUAUUGACAAUCACUGAUUGGUCCGGAUGUACUUUUGUUGAAGAGGAUCGCUUUGAUCCAUUAUUAUUUCCUGAUUUAGAUAAAUCUAGACCAUGGAAAUUUACAAAUAAAAAGGUUGUUUUUGUUAGUGCUCGUGUACAUCCCGGUGAAACACCAUCGAGUCAUGUAUUUAAUGGAUUAUUGGAAUUUUUACUACGUAUAAAUGAUCAUCGUGCAUGUGAAUUACGUAAACAUUAUAUAUUUAAAUUAAUACCAAUGUUAAAUCCAGAUGGUGUAUUUCAUGGUCACUAUAGAACAGAUACUCGUGGUGUCAAUUUAAAUCGAGUUUAUUUAAAACCUGAUUUUCUAUACUAUCCAUCAAUUUAUGCAACUAAAGCUUUAAUUAUUUAUUAUCAUACAAACUAUGGAACAUUAAAAUCAUAUGCACCAUUUUUAGAUGAUAUUUUUAAGCAGAAAUUAUAUACUACUACCAACUAUUUUAAAACAAACUCUGAAAAUAUUACUAUCAAAAAUACAAAUAAUCAACCUCGUAUUAUUGAUAAAUUAUCACCUAAUCAAACAAUUUUUCCAUGUGAAGGUACAAAACAGACAAAAGAGAAAAUAUUAUCUGAUUGUGAAACAAAAGAAGUAAAGUCAAUUAAGCAAUUAACUUCAGAAAAUUAUUCGAUAAAAGAAUAUUGUACAACCAUUAAACAAGAUGAAGAAAAAGAAAAACCACAUUUAAACUUUAUAAAUGAUCAUCUGUCAACCACGUUUGAGCAACAAACGGAUAAUCAAAAUAUCUUCUUGACAAAAUUAUUUGAUACUGGAUUAUCAUCAUCAAUAACAUCAAACUCACCGUCGAAAACAGAUAGUCUUGCAGAAAAAAAUCUAUCUUCUAAGUAUUUGUCACCUAUUGAACAUAUGUUUGCUAGUUCUGGUUCGACAAAAAGUGAUGAAAAUACAUCGAUUGUUCAUCGGGUCAACUUUCCUAUUUCUGACACUGAUAAGAAUUCAGUCACUAAUCAAUACGAUACAGAUUUAAGAAGUACUUCAAAUUAUUUUCAUACUAUUACUGAAACGAAUAAUUCACCACAGAAAACAUUAUCACGAUUAAACUAUUCAACGUCAAUUUCAACACCAUCUCAUGACACUGAAUUAAAUAAAAAAGUUUAUAAAAAUGUAAAACCUUCAAAACUAACUAGACUUCCAGUAACAUGUAAUACAGAAUUUGAUUCUCAAAAAUCUCUUGAAGAUUGUCAUGCAGCAUCCCGAACUCAAGAUGCAAUAUCAAAAACAAGUAAUUUAGUACCAUUAGUUACAAAACUUACUACAUCAACACUAAAUUCCAAUGUUGCAAAACAUUCAAGUUCAGAUGAUGGAAUAUCUAAGAAAUUUAGUAACCAAUAUAGACAUAGAAUAGCUGAACAAAAAACACUAAAUCAGUCAAAUUACAUUUCAUAUUUUGAUAAAAAUAAACGCCGUUCAACAUUAAAAGUUGAUUAUCUUCCUUAUUUUUUAAUGAAAUGGAAUAGACCAUAUGAAAAAACCAUAACAACCAAACAUUUUUCAAAAUUAACUUUAGAAAAUUUGAACAUUGUCAAUACACAAAUUAAUUUAAGUAAUAAAAAUGAAAGAAAUGCUAAGCAACAACAUUUGGAAUCGAUCAACACUAUGCAUUCAUCUAAUAAAUUUAAAUCUUAUUUAAAACAUGAAAAAAUAAAAAAACGAAAAAUUAAUUUUAUAAAUGAAAAUAAUUCAAUAUUGAAUGCAAAACAGAUUACUUAUAAUAAUAAUAAUAAUAAUAAUAAUGAUACAAUGACUACACUUAUCCCAUUAGAAGAUACUAUAGAAUAUGAUUACAAUUACAAGAUUAAUACAAAUAAAAUGAUUGUAAAAGACAGUAUGAUAAUAAAGUCAACAAAUCAUACAGUGAAUAAUAAUAGUAAUCAAAUGGAGAAUAUUUCUAAUGAAGAAGUUAAGCAAUUAAUAAAUGAAGAAUUUCACAGUUUCGAUACAUCUCAUUCUGUUUUGGGCAAUGAAGGAUCAGAUUUAGAUGCAGAUGAUUACAAUGAUAUCGAAAGAACCAUUAUCGAUGAAGAUUUAUCAAUCAAUCCAUAUUAUGUAUCUAUCUUAGAAUCUAUUGAAAAAUUAGUUAGAAAAGAAAAGAAUCAAACAAUCGAUUCAAGUGAAAUUAUUAAUCCAAUAAAUAUAAUAAAUGAUCAUUUAAAUAUAAAUGAAUUAAAUAGAAUUCAAUUAUUAAAAGAACAAUUACAACAACUUAGAAAAGCUGAUCAUUUAUCGGAUAUUGAUUAUUUACAUAUUAAUCAAAAUGAUGAUAGUUCUGUUGUAUUUUAUUUUGAUUUACAUGGACAUUGUACAAAACGUGGUUGUUUUCUUUAUGGAAAUUGGUUAGAAAAUGAAAAUAAAAUGGUAGAUAAUGUUUUAUAUGCUUUAUUGGUUGGAGUGAAUUCAAUCUACUUUGAUUUCGAUUCAUGUAACUUUAGUUUACGCAAUAUGUAUCAAAAAGAUCGUAAAGGAACUUCAACUAAAGAAGGUGCCGGUCGUGUUGCAUUAUGGAAACAUUUAGGACUAACACAUUGCUAUACAGUUGAAUGUAAUUAUAAUUCAGGUCCAUUACCAGGUCGUCUUUCAAGAUUUAUUGCUUCAGCGCAUCCUAAUGACAGUAAAUGUUUCACACCAAUCGGUGCAUUUUACGGUCCUUAUUGGUCUGAUAUGGUGAAUACAGCUAGUAGCCAAUCAUUUAACUUUAGUUUUAAUGCAUCCUCAAGUACAAGUCAUACUAGUCACAGUGGAAACCAAGCACUUAAUGGUAUACCACGUUAUACUCCAGCUCAUUAUGAAGACGUUGGUCGAGCAUUAAUGAUAACUAUAUUAGAUUUUAAUCAGAUCAAUCCAUGGCCAAAAAUUGCAAGUCUUGGUAGUUCAACAGCUGAGUCUAAUGUUGGUAUUCCUAAUUUGUGGUCAUCGCUACCAGAAUUUCUAAAUAUCAAUACUUUGAGAGAAUGGGUACGGAAGUAUAUACGAGGGAUUGCACCGAACAACGUAAUGAAUAAACAACUGAUAACCCGAAACACAGAAUAUCUUAUAUCAAAAGUUGAUGAUAUAAGCGGAUCACAAAUGGUUCAUAGAUCAUUAACGACUAACGGAAGUUCAAAAGAGGUAUUAAAUACUUCUUCUGUAUGUUCUGAGUUUACUCAAACUUCACUUGAUCAAAACGCAACGAACCUACUUACAGUACAAUCAGAUUAUAAAAAUCAUUCACACCAACUAAAUCCAAUUACCCAUAAUUUUAAAUGGAGUAAACAUCAAAAUGAGCAACCUCAUUAUGAAUCAGUGGAUUUAUCUAGUUUGAAUUCUGCCCCAUAUUCAUGUAUGUCAUCAACAUCAAACAGCAACAAAACGGUAAUAGAUGAAAGUCAUCAAAAAAACCAGAUCUCAUCGAAUUUGCAUUAUGAUUAUUUAGUGAUGAAUUGCGAUACAACUAGUAAAACAAUUGAUCAAAACAUUGAAAAUGAUAAAAAUCUGUUAAAAGAUAAUACUAGUAAUGAUAUAAAUGAUCAAUUAACUUGUCAUAAGAUUGAAAAUGAUAAAUUAUUGAAAAUUAUAUCUGAAGAUAAUGAAAUAAUUAAUAAAAAUUGUAUAACAAAUAAAAAUAAAAUUCAUUUCUCACUUAAUGACAAACAUUUAUUAAAUAAAAAAUUAAAUCAAGAAUUAAUUAAAACAACAGAAUAUAAUUCAUUAUUAUUACUAACAAAAAAUAAAAAAUCUUUAUAUAAUAUUAAUAAUAACAUAUCAAUUAUCAAUAAUAAUAAUAAUAAUCAAUCAUCAUCUAAUAUGAUCCUAUUUUCAUUGAAUAAAAUCAAUAAAUUUAAUAAUAACAAAUAUAAAUUAAUAGAUAAGAAUAAUAAAUCAAUCCUAAUAAAAAAUAAAUAUUUUAAAAAGUAUUCAAAUGAAAAAAUUAUUCAAUAGCUGUUAGACAACCAUAGAAACUAGUUAUCAAUUUGACUGUACUCCAAUUUAUCUUAAAUUGAACUUAAACCCAUGAUUACUUUUAGACUAAACACGUCAGUUCGAAGAAAUUUAGUCUAAAUGAAUCACGACAAGGAUCUACAAAACAUUCUAAUCCUUCUUCAAAUACGAAUAGUUCGACUGUUAUCAAUGCCAAACCAUUUUCAGCAAAAGGUCAACGACUGCAAAAGUCGAAAAAUGAUAAAGUAUUCAGUGGGAUUAUCAACAACACAGUAUGUCAUCAAAGAUUGCGCUCAUCUAGACUGAAAUCAAUAAAAACACCCCAUUAUGAAAAUAAAUUACUAACUAAAGAUCAUGCUUGGAAAAGACAGCAAUCAAACAUAACUUGCACAAAUAAUAGUAAUAGUAAUGAAGCAUGCUGUCAUGUUUUAUUUGGUGAUAGUGAUUUAAAUGCUACCAUCGAGAAUAAAGAAAAUACUCUCAUUCCCUUGGUGAACCGAUCAAAUUCAUGGACAGAUUUAAGGAUGACCUUAAAAUCUGAAGAUUGUAUUAAAGAAAUUAAAGAAAUGUUUAAAUCAGUAACAUUGGACUGACAGUAAAUAUUUUGCUGUUGUUCUCCUAACCAGUUAGGAAAUUCUUAAUACACAAACUAAUUUAUGUUUUCGUUGUACGUUCCUUGUAUCUUUAAAACAUUCAAAAACAGAUUUAGUUACCUUUCUACAAUAGAAAGAAAUGAGUAGUCAAGAAUAGACAGUUUUCGUGUCAACUUCUCACAUGUAUAUAAUCUUCACAAUGUAUUCGACAGUAAUCUCUUUUUUAUUUUUAUUUUUCCCACUUGCUUUUUUUCCUUUUCUUUUAAUAUUUCUAUGCCACUAUGGUCAACAACAAACAAAAAUCAACCACAUUUCAUAACAGCUUUUAUUGAAUUGGUUUUGUUUUUCCAGUAUGCUUAUAUGGUGUAUGGAUAAAAAUGAAUAAUGUUCAUAGAAAAUUAUGUUUUGCUUCUAAUUAACAUAUCUUUUUAUCAAUAAUUACAAAACUACCUUCUUUGACAACUUGCACUUGACGAUGACGUAAUUUCUGCAGAAUAACUUUAAAAUAGUUUAUUAAAUAUUGACAACCUUUUAUUUUCUGUCAUAAUUGACCGAAGAAAUUAUAAAAUAAUCAAUAAUGGUUCAUGGAAUACAGUUACAUCAUAAAUAGAAACAUUGAAACGUUUAUUUCUACAUACUUGAUCUGUCUACCCAAUAAUAUAAAAAGCAGAACUUGUCUCGAUCUUGUUUAAAGCAAAGAUACUAUAGGCUAUCUACUUCGACCUUGAGGCUAGUAAUAUGUGAUUUUGAUAUGUAACUAAACGACCUUAGGGCAGAGCAAAGUAAACUAUUCUACUACUUGACUGGUUGACAAGCGAGAAAGAGAAAAGAUGAACCAACUGAAACAUUACUCGAUUUA
Molecule: messenger RNA, 6479 nt
Organism: Schistosoma bovis
Lineage: Eukaryota; Metazoa; Platyhelminthes; Trematoda; Strigeidida; Schistosomatidae
Source: the annotation of a GenBank genome assembly